Pochonia chlamydosporia 170 is the source of this 162-nucleotide messenger RNA. RefSeq lists its product as hypothetical. The transcript has a single exon. The record is from RefSeq and is a predicted model, not a curated record. Bases 1 to 162 code for a protein of 53 amino acids. Lineage: Eukaryota; Fungi; Ascomycota; Sordariomycetes; Hypocreales; Clavicipitaceae.
AUGGCAAAUGUCCCCGACUUGGUCCAAAAGCCCCUCCCCGUCAGGCAUCAAAUGAACCACCAGAACCAUCAGCCAAAUAAUGUAACUAAAGUCGACCAAGACCACCUCCUCCCACCACGGACCAGCCGAGGCAGAGUAUCAGACAUUUUCUCCUCCAAAUAA